UUCUACUCCAAAGCAUUAAUCUCAGCAGUAACAGUUUACUACACCCGACGUAGUAGUCGACUGUUUACGUUAUUCAUCUAUUUCUGUUACAAGAGUUAACGCCGUUUGAAACUUAAUUCAGUCAUGAAUUUCGUUGGUAAAGUAAAGCGCUUCCAAUGGAAAUCUCGAAAAUCUUUGACCCUGGUUGCCAUUUUACUCCUGGCAAUCAUUUUCCUCCGAAUCAAAUACUAUCGAUAUUCAACCGAGAUCAAACUCGCCAAAGGAAAAGCAGAAACUGUUUGGGAAUAUGUCGCAGACUUUAGCAACUUAAAACAAUUAAAUCCAUCAAUAGUUGAUUUUUUGAUACUAAACGACUCGGGAAACUUCGAAACCUGGCACUAUACCGUGCAAUAUAAAGAAGUGUCCUCGAAUUGGCCGUAUUUAACAAGUGCAACAUUAGCUCACUACGAAGUGAAACAUGUAAACAAAUUAGUCCAGGCUUACUACAUCAAUUCGAAUCACACGAGCUGCAUGGCAUUCGGAUGCAUCUGUUUGACUACAUACAGCAGUUAUGACUUCACACAACAAGGCAACGGGGUUGAUGUCUUCGAAUUGGUGAAUUAUCAAUGUCCAGUUAUAUUUUCCGGCUUGUGCCGUAAGAAUAUUGAGCAUCAGAGGGAGCUAAUAGCCCGAAAUUUAAUCAAACACUUUUCGUAGAAAAUGUAUGAAAUAGAAUUUAUCAAAAAUGUCAAAUACAAAAUAUUAAAAUAAAAAAUUGAUUUCCGACGAA
Molecule: messenger RNA, 769 nt
Organism: Dalotia coriaria
Lineage: Eukaryota; Metazoa; Arthropoda; Insecta; Coleoptera; Staphylinidae
Exons: 3
Coding region: 124-696 (190 amino acids)
Source: RefSeq, a predicted model, not a curated record